CUCAUUUUCUCAGUCUUCAAAACUCUGACGGACCAAAGAGUCACCGUCGAACUCAAGAACGACCUCUGCAUCGUUGGAACCUUGAAGUCGGUAGACCAGUUCUUGAACAUCCGAUUAGAUAACAUUUCUGUCAUGGACGAGGCACGGCACCCUCACAUGAUAGCUGUAAAGAAUUGCUUCAUACGAGGAUCGGUUGUUCGGUAUGUACAAUUGCCUGUCGCCGGAGUCGACGUCCAAUUAUUAGAGGAUGCAUCGAGGAGGGGUACGUUCUAUUUUACUUCCGGGGGCAUAAGCCAAUGCCUUGUACUACCCCAUAGAACUUGA
This is a messenger RNA of Cantharellus anzutake, 324 nucleotides long. RefSeq lists its product as uncharacterized. The annotation marks the transcript as partial. NCBI's taxonomy places the organism in Eukaryota, Fungi, Basidiomycota, Agaricomycetes, Cantharellales, Hydnaceae. Gene Ontology annotation, cellular component: catalytic step 2 spliceosome; P-body; U6 snRNP. The record is from RefSeq and is a predicted model, not a curated record. The transcript has 3 exons. Gene Ontology annotation, biological process: mRNA splicing, via spliceosome. Gene Ontology annotation, molecular function: RNA binding.